Messenger RNA from Phyllotreta striolata, 665 nucleotides. The record is from the annotation of a GenBank genome assembly. Lineage: Eukaryota; Metazoa; Arthropoda; Insecta; Coleoptera; Chrysomelidae.
GCGAUAACCUCUGGGAUGUAAUUAAAAUGUUCAUAAAUGUUAUUGAUAUUUCUCGACUUGAAACGAUUGCAUUAAACAGUAAUGCUCAGUAAAUUAGUUCUAACAAUUUCGUUCUCCUUAUGUUUCCUCUGUGCCUGUGUACACAACGAGGAAUAUGUCUCGCAGUAUCUUCAAAGCAGGAGAACCACAAACUGGUUUAAUUAUGUGGGAAAAACGUACUACGUGGAUACCGUUUUUAAGACAAAUUAUUACAAAGCAAUGCAUUAUUGUCGACAACAGGGAAUGCAAUUACUUACUAUAACUUCUGAAGCGGAAAACAAGAAAAUCGAGGAAUAUUUAAAAGAAAAAGGUUUAAAUGGUAAUCGCUAUUGGACAGCAGCCACGAAUCUAGGAGACAGGCCUGACAGAUGGGUAUGGUCAUCGACAGGCCACCUCAUAACCUACUUCAAAUGGGACGCGGGAGAACCGAACAACACCGAUUCGGAAAAUUGCAUAGAAGGAGCUUGGUUUACGACAAACGGUUUCACAUGGAACGACGUCACGUGUCUCAGGAGUAACCAUUUCAUCUGCGAAGCUACCACAGAUUGCUACAAUUUAAAGUGCUAAAUAGAAAGCUGGCUUAUUUCUCAAGUUUUUUUUCUAGGAUAAAAUUGAAAUUCGACGAG